ACCUUCCUUUUCCCCUACUCAUUCUCAUCAACUUCUUAUCAUGAAACUAAAUAAAUGUUCUGACAAAUGAGGCACUUCUUCUAUCAUUUAUAUUACACAACUAUAAUAUAUUCUUAUAUGUAACUGUACUCCUGAGGAUAUACACAUAUAUAAAGACCCUCUCCUACUGUCAUUUAGCCUGCAAAGCCCACAAAACAAAACGUUACACAAGUCUUCCUUCUCUCCUUCUCUCUCUCUCUCUCUCUUUCGCUCCCCGUGCUUUCUCUUUAGAGAAACAGUAUUGGAAGAAGAGAGAAGAUAUAGAGGUGGAGAAGAGGACAAUGGUGAAUGGAGGCGUGAAACUACCAAUUGGAUACAGAUUUCAUCCAACGGACCAGGAGCUUAUCCUUCAUUACUUGCUCCCAAAGUCCUUUGCUUCUCCUUUGCCUUCCUCCAUCAUCCCUGUCUUUGACGUCUUCUUCUCUCAUCCUCUUACUUUCCCAGGUGAUCAAGAGGAGAAGAAGAGGUACUUCUUUUGCAAGAAGAGAAGAGAAGUCUCAAGUAGAACCAAGAUUUCAUCUGGUGAUGGUUAUUGGAAACCUAUUGGGAAAGAGAGAGAAAUCAUUGCUUGUGGUAGAACAGUUGGGAUUAGAAGAACACUUGCUUUCCAUGAAACAAACAAAUCAUCUUGUAAACUCAACAAAACUAGAUGGUGCAUGACAGAGUAUUGCCUUGCUGGAUUUGCAUCAACUAAGCAGGUGUCUGGAGAGUGGGCGGUGUACAAUGUGUAUGAGAGGAAAGCAUCCAAAGGAAGAAGGCAGAGGAAAUCAAGAGGGAGAGAUGAUGAAGAAGACCUGAAUUGCAUAGACUUCACGAUUGAGUCAGAUCAUGAAACCGGUCCUCCACCUCCCUCUUCUCCUACCUCAAGUGAUGAGUCAGGGAGCAUUAUUUAAACGUUGCCUCUUAACCCUAACCUACUCCACUUACGUUUCUUUCAAGCUAUUUAAAAAAGUUUCCACUUCUUAAUUCAUUUGUUAGAGAAACAAGUAAAAGGAGGCUAAGGGGUUGUUUUGAUCCAAAAGUGUUGUGUGAGUGGAGAUUUGUUGAGCAAACCAAAUAUGUGUCAAACUUGUUAACUUUUACUUGAAGUUCUUUUAACAUUAUCAUGGAGUUAAAAGUGAUAUAGCCGUGUAAGACCGAGAAAAGUUCAAUUAAAUGAAAAAUAAACUUUUUUUCUUGGA
Messenger RNA from Brassica rapa (field mustard), 1220 nucleotides. Its product is annotated as NAC domain-containing protein 83. Lineage: Eukaryota; Viridiplantae; Streptophyta; Magnoliopsida; Brassicales; Brassicaceae. The record is from RefSeq and is a predicted model, not a curated record. Gene Ontology annotation, biological process: regulation of DNA-templated transcription. Gene Ontology annotation, molecular function: DNA binding.